AUGGCCGUGGUUAUGAACUCCAGCUCGGACCAGAAGAGGCUCACGCAGACGCCGCUGCUCAAGAUCUGGGUCCCGUGGAUGAGCUGCAGCCAUAACCGAAGACGUGGGUCAUCUGUGCCGCAGUUCUGUAACUCCCCGACCAUGAUUGUGAUGGUGGGGCUGCCCGCGCGAGGAAAGACCUACAUCUCCAAAAAACUCACGCGGUAUCUCAACUGGAUUGGGGUUCCUACAAAAGUGUUUAACGUGGGGCAAUACCGGAGGCAGGCAGUAAAGACUUACAAGAACUUUGAAUUCUUUAAACCGGACAAUGAAGAGGCCAUGAACAUUCGCAAAGCCUGUGCAGCUGCUGCCCUCUCAGACGUCGCAACUUAUUUCACCAGAGAGUACGGACAAGUCGCUGUGUUUGAUGCCACAAACACCACGAGAGAAAGACGAGCCAUCAUUUUAAACUUCGCUAAAGAGAGAGGAUAUAAGGUACUUUUUGUAGAAUCAAUUUGUGAAGACCCUGAAAUUAUAGCAGAGAAUAUUAAGCAAGUGAAGUUUGGGAGCCCGGACUAUGCCGAUCGUGAUUUUGAAGAGGCCAUGGAGGACUUUGUUCAGAGGAUAGACUGUUACAGAGCCAGCUAUAUGCCCAUAGACGACGAGAAGGACAGAAACCUUUCAUACAUAAAGAUCUUUGACGUUGGGAGCCGGUACCUGGUGAACCGUGUCCAGGACCAUCUCCAGAGCAGAAUCGUGUACUACCUGAUGAACAUCCACGUCACCCCACGUUCCAUCUACCUGAGCAGGCAUGGAGAGAGUGAACUCAACCUGCUUGGGAGGAUCGGUGGAGACUCAGGACUGUCCCCUAGAGGGCAGAAGUAUGCAAAUGCACUGGCAACCUUCAUCAAGAACCAGAAUAUUAAGGACCUGAAGGUCUGGACCAGUCAUAUGAGGAGGACCAUCCAGACGGCUGAGACUCUGGGAGUUCCCUACGAGCAGUGGAAGGCUCUUAAUGAAAUUGACGCGGGAGUCUGUGAGGAGAUGACCUAUGAGGAGAUCCAGGAACACCACCCAGAGGAGUUCGCUCUGAGAGACCAGGACAAAUAUCGAUACCGCUAUCCUAAAGGAGAGUCCUAUGAAGACUUGGUCCACCGUCUGGAGCCUGUGAUCAUGGAGCUGGAGCGUCAGGAGAACGUUCUGGUUAUCUGUCACCAGGCUGUGAUGAGGUGUCUGCUCGCCUACCUCCUCGACAAAGCUGGAGAUGAGUUGCCUUAUCUGCGAUGCCCUCUCCACACGGUGCUGAAACUGACCCCUAUAGCCUACGGCUGUAAAGUGGAGUCCUUUUACCUGAACAUUGAAGCAGUCAACACGCACAGAGACAGGCCAGGGAAUGUGGACGUGAACAGAAACCCAGAGGAAGCUCUUCAGACUGUCCCUGAUCACAUUUGAGUCUGGAUCUUUAAACUAAUGCCAUACUUUGGAACAUCCCAGGCAUUUUCUCAUUUCAUCAAUAACAACAACCACUACAAAACACAGCUAAAACUGUAACAAACCCAUACUAGAGUUUACAUGUCUACUGGCUCCCCCUGCUGUCUGCUCUGAGCCCUACAUGCCUUUAGCCUGUAGUUCUGUACGUUUGUCUUUCUAAUGUUUACAAAAUGUGUAAAUAUAUUCUUGGUAAGCUCUUAACCAAAACAGUACUCUUGUUGAUAAUAAAGCUGAAACUGUUGCACUGAAAACAUUAAUGUAUAUAUAAGAUAAUGUUAUUGUAAAUGUAAUAUAGGUCAUGUUUCAAUGUAAAUUGUUUAUUAAAGGUGGUGUUUUUUAAGUCACUUAUGUUGUUAAAUGGUCAAGAAGUUUAUUCAGACGUGUUUAUUUAGAGUUGAAUACCUAUGGGAUACAUUGUGGUUGCCUGGAGCGGUUUACCAUAAUGGUAAUUAUUAAUUAAUUAAUGAAGUAAUUUUCAGACCUCCAUAUUUUUAUUCCUACAUGAGUGAUAUAUUGUACAGUGUAUUUAC
Molecule: messenger RNA, 2000 nt
Organism: Boleophthalmus pectinirostris (great blue-spotted mudskipper)
Lineage: Eukaryota; Metazoa; Chordata; Actinopteri; Gobiiformes; Gobiidae
Gene: pfkfb1
Product: 6-phosphofructo-2-kinase/fructose-2,6-biphosphatase 1
Exons: 14
Coding region: 1-1431 (476 amino acids)
Biological process (GO): fructose 2,6-bisphosphate metabolic process; fructose metabolic process
Cellular component (GO): 6-phosphofructo-2-kinase/fructose-2,6-biphosphatase complex; cytosol
Molecular function (GO): 6-phosphofructo-2-kinase activity; fructose-2,6-bisphosphate 2-phosphatase activity; ATP binding
Source: RefSeq, a predicted model, not a curated record